Gopherus flavomarginatus (Mexican gopher tortoise) is the source of this 6711-nucleotide messenger RNA. RefSeq names its product alpha kinase 1 (gene ALPK1). The record is from RefSeq and is a predicted model, not a curated record. The coding region runs from base 157 to 3948 and encodes 1263 amino acids. The transcript is spliced from 15 exons. Gene Ontology annotation, biological process: protein phosphorylation. Gene Ontology annotation, molecular function: ATP binding; protein serine/threonine kinase activity. Lineage: Eukaryota; Metazoa; Chordata; Testudines; Testudinidae.
GGACUUGUAGUUCGCAGCACCAGGGCUUCCCGCUUCACUUGUGGCAACCACCAGCACAGCUCCCCCAGACUGACGGCUUCUCUUCGGCGAGUAUAAUGUAAUUGAUCACUGCUCACUCAGGGACGCCCGAUUCCCAGCAGAGUGGGAGCAGGCAUCAUGAAUAAUCAAAAAGUCGUGGCUACACUGCUUCAGGAGUGCAAGCAAGCUCUGGAUGUGCUCUCAUGCAAGAUGUCUGAUGCAUCGGAGGAAGACAAGAGAGAGUACCAGCAGUGCAAAGCUUCACUCCCUGAUGAUCUAAGGACCCUUAUUGAAGAGGCAAAGGAAAUGAAGUGGCCCUUCGUGCCAGAGAAGUGGCAAUACAAACAAGCCAUAGGCCCAGAAGACAAAACAAACCUUCAAGAUAUGAUCAGUGCAAGGCUGCAUGAAUUACUGGUUUAUUUGAAAGCCUCCAUCAUGGUCAAGGACUGUGCAACAGCAGCUGCUGUUGUGUUCCUGAUUGACCGAUUCCUAUAUUGGGUGGAUGCCUCCAGCAAACUUCUUCGAAUUGCCAAAGGCCUGCACAAGUUGCAGCCAGCCACACCAAUAGCCCCUCAGGUGGUUAUUCGCCUAGCUCGCAUCUCUGUAAAUUCAGGAAAACUUUUAAAAGCUGAGUAUAUCCUAAGCAGCCUUAUAAAUGACAAUGGAGCAACAGGCGUGUGGCUGUAUGACAAGGAAAGUGAUAGGAUUCUUGUUCAGUCAGUCUGUAUACAGAUCAGAGGACAGAUUCUGCAAAAGCUUGGAAUGUGGUAUGAGGCAGCGGAGCUGAUUUGGGCUUCAAUUGUAGGCUAUUUCAAACUGCCUCAGCCAGAUAAAAAGGGAAUUGCUACAUCACUGGGUAUUUUGGCUGACAUCUUUGUUUCCAUGAGUGAAAAAGAUUAUAAUAGUUUUAAAAACAACUCUCAAGUUGACCUGAGCCUUCUCCAAGAGUUUGACCAUCGCUUACUGUCAGCUGCUGAAGCCUGCAAGCUGGCAGCAGCCUUCAGCCAGUACACUCCGCUUUUUGUGCUCACAGCGGUGAAUAUCCGUGGCACAUGCUUAUUGUCCUAUAGUUACUCCACAGAAUGUCCUCCAGAGAAGAGAAAGUUCUAUUUGUCUGAAGCUAAGGAAUCCUUUCAAAUUGGUCUUCUCACCAAGAAAGAAAAUGACCCUGUCACUAGCAGGCAGGAGCUUCAUAGUUUUAUUAAAGCAGCUUUCUGCCUUACAACAGUUCAUCGGCGACUCUACGGGGAGAGCAAGAAACUCUGUGAGGUGAGACAGCUAUGUAGUGAAGCCAUGGAGAAACUGUACACUUACAGCACUUCACCUUUUACAGAGGAUCAAGACAAAGAAACACUUGCCAAAGAGAUCAUGUCUUUGAUCAUGUCUGUCAAGGAGCAUUUAGAAGUACAAAGCUUCCCUAAUUCAGAUGCCAGGUCUUAUGUUCCUGAUAGUUACAAAGGUGGAGCGGAAAAGCCUAUCUUGCGUGGUGAGGUGAAUUUUGAGAAAAUUCUUGAAGUGCAUUCUCAGCACCAUAGGUCAGUAAGUGAAGUGUUUGAAAGUACUUGCAGGAGCCAGGAAACCAGGCACAGAGAAGCCAAAAUGGGAGCUUGCAUCACUGUCUUAAAAACUGAAACUAAAAAUGUAGACACCAUGUGUACCACCGAAGAAAAAUUACACUGUGGCAAGUACAGUGCCAAAAUCUCUGAUUCACAAAACUCAAGAAGAAGCCGUGAGAAACUCAGUGGCCGAAGGAGAUGGAUUAGUUCUAAUGUAAUGAACGUCUCCCUUGAAGAAGAAAUGGAGAGAAAGACAUCAGACAAAGUUACCAAUGAUGAAGAUGGCAUUUUCAGCAGUUUGCAAAGCAGGAGUCAAACCACUAGUUCUUUGAAGUCUUGGAGCAAGUUGUCAAAAUCAAGUUCCUCUGCUAGCUGGGAGGAGCUAGACUGUAAUGCUAGCAAUAAGAUGCCCAGAGAUUGGCAACCAAGGGAAGAGGGCUCAGUGGAUGAGCAGUGUUGCACAGCCUCAACCGAAUCUACUGAGGAAAAUGUUCAAGCUGGCAGCCUGCACUCAUUGUCCUUCCAAACUCAUCAUCUCUCUCUUCAAGAGUCACAGAGUGGCUGUUCAGGUCCUUCUCGGCAUUCAUUAAAGAAAAAUAUGCUCUUUGCUAAUAGAUUAGCAGAUGCGUCCUCAGCUUCCAGGGAAGGGCUCUUGCAGGGGACAGAACCUGAAAGGGAUGCCUCAGAACAGAAUGCAGGGGAUGCCAAUAGUAUAGACUUCAGGAACAAUGCUAUUUCCUUCAUGGACAUAAAGGGUGCCCAUUGUUCUGGUCCCAACAGACCCGGGAGGGAGACGAUUUCCUCUUCCCUGGCAGAAUUAGAAUCCUUUGAAAUGAUUGAGUCCAGAACCAAGGACAGCAAUAGAGACUUCAGUGUUAUUCACAGCCCUGCUCAGCACAGUAUAGUGGAAGGAAAUGUAAUAGAUGCUGAAAGGUAUAAAAAAGUCACAGAGCCAUUAUCUAGAAAUAAUUAUGUGUGGAUUGACCCAGAAGGAGAUACUGUAGACAAUACAGAGGAUCUGUCAGUUGAGCCUCAUGUACCUAUAGGUAAGGUAGCUAUUACUACAUCUAUAAGCAACAAGCCAAAAAUAGCAAGUGAUUCCUUUGUAUUUAACUGGAUUAAUAAAUCUUCUGCUGAAAUGGCUGGAAAUGAGUCUUUUGAAAUGCCUGAAGUCGACACCCAGGCAGAUACAGAAGAUGAAUGGGAGUUUGCUUUCAGCAAUAGCAGGAGCUCAGUAAACAACUCACCUGCCACGAAUGCUCCAAGGCCUCAACUUAGCCACAGGGUUGGGACCAGAGUUUCACCAUCAGGGAGGAAGAAGCCAGAAGCUGACGACUUCAAUGACUGUGCUACCACAGAGGAAGAUGAAGCGGAAAAGUACAGGAACAUUCUGAACAGCAGCCACAGCUCAGGCUCCUCUCUGAAAUCAUGGUACAAAUCAGCUCAGUUUUCCAGCAGUUUCUCUGAACUAGAGAGUCCAUCUUUUCUGAACUCCAGUGGGAGCUCUUUUGUCUUUGUGCCUGGGAGAACCAAAGAACAAAUCCUAAAAGCUCACUUUCUAGAGGAUGCUGAUUAUGAGAAGCUCUUGUCAGGUGUUAAGCAUAGCUGGCUAGUGCAGAGACUGCAGACUACUGGAAUAUUUAAGGCUAGACAACUCCACAAAGCAUACUCUGCUCUUCUUCUGAAAUACUCUAAGAAAUCUGGGCUGUGGACAGGCCAGGAAACAGCUGUGUAUAUUGGAGACUACCUGAGCGUGGCGAAGGAAGGCAAACAAAGGAAUGCAUUUUGGAUACACUUUCUGCAUCAAGAAGAAACUUUGGGAAGGUAUGUUGGGAAAGAGUAUAAAGAAGAAAAGGGGCUUCUUAACCAUUUCAUUGAUGUGGAGCGACAAAUGACUGCCCAGUACUACGUGACAGAAUUCAACAAAAGGCUGUAUGAGCAAAAGAUCCCUACACAAAUCUUUUACAUCCCCUCUGCAAUACUCCUGAUACUAGAAGGCAAAUCUAUAAAAGGAUGUGUGAGCGUGGAGCCCUAUAUUCUGGGAGAAUUUGUGAAACUAUCUAAUAACACAAAAGUAGUAAAGACAGAGUACAAAGCCACAGAGUAUGGCUUGGCCUUUGGCCAUUUCUCCUAUGAGUUUUCCCAUGGCACAGAUGUGGUUGUCGAUUUGCAAGGUUGGGUGACUGGUAAUGGAAAAGGCCUCAUCUACCUCACAGACCCCCAAAUUCAUUCUCUUAAUGGGAAAGAUGUCUCACACUCCACCAACUUUGGGGAAAAAGGAAUUUAUUAUUUCUUCAAUAAUCAACAUGUGGAGUGCAAUGAAAUCUGCCAUCAUCUUUCUUUAACGAGGCCUUCCGUAGCAGAACCUAACUAGCCUCAUGCAAAGACAACCUGACAGACCAACGCUUGUAAUUCAUGGAUGUGACCUUCUUGGACUUUUGUGAGCUACCACCUGGAGAAUUCGAAAGUAGCAAAUGCAGUUAUGUCAUUCCCUUCUCAGAAACUCGUCGGGGAUAUAUUCAAGGGGCAGAGAAUGUCAGGCUUUAUCAACAUUAGUUUUCUUGUAGGGCUUGUCUUCACUGCAACAGAUAGCUCGAGUUAGUACACUCAAGUUACUGCACUCGAGCUAGCCUUCAGAACAACACUGGAGUUGCACAGAGUGGUUGGAUUAGCAGCACAGACUGAUGAGUUGUAACUCGAGCUGUUACAUUCCCCACUGUGUAUGUAGCAGCACCAUCCCUCCAGCUUCAACACACCCUCCUUAAGGGUAUGUCUCCAUUGAGCUAGAGAUAUUUGUAUGGGGGCAGGAAUUGAUCGAGUAUUAACGCUCAGAUCAUAGCUUGAGCUACCGGUGCUGUGAAGCCUCACCCUUAGUGCUCCUUUGCUGGUGAUGUGAUUGACCUCGUAGAAAGCGCUUAAAGCCUCUGUCUGUGAAGUAGCCAGACAAACUGGGUUCAGUGCAUUCAGACAGAAGUGGCGCCAGGGUUUUUGGCGCCCUAGGCGGGGGUCCUUCCGCACUCCCGGUUGUUGGCGGCAAUUCUGCGGCGGGGGGGGUCCUUCCGCGCUCCUGGUCUUCGGGGCACUUCGGCGGCGGGUCCCGGAGCGAGUGAAGGACCUGCCACAGAAUUGCCGAUGACAACCCAGAGCACGGAAGGACCUCCCGCUGCCGAAUUGCCGCCCUCCCAAAUCCUGGUGCCCUAGGCGACCGCCUAGGUCGCCUAAAUGGAAGCACUAGCCCUGCAUUCAGAUCAUUGGCCAAACUCUUCUGUGAGCUCUAUGGUCUCGUGGUUGCAAUGCAGGAUUCAGACACUCUUGAGUUUUAUUCCUGGUUCUUCCUCUGACCUGCUGUAUGGCCUUACUCAAGUCAAUUAACCUCUUCGUGGCUCUGUUUCCGCAUCUGCAGGAGGAGAAUAUCUACUACACAGGCUUGGUGAGGAUUAAUUUAUUACUGUUCAUAUAGUGCUUUGAAGAUGCCAUUGCGAUGUCUAAUAAGUGCUAAAUAGUAGUAUCUAUGAACCAGCUAAAGGCCUUGAUCCUGCAUAUAGUUCCAUGCAGUUCAGCCCUGUCUCCAUGUGGCACCUCAUCAACUUCAGUGGGGUUCUGCGCAGGUUUGGGGGGGUUCACCCAUGUGGAACAACCUCUUGGAUGGGGGGCAACAUUUGUUGCUUCUCAGGGAGCUGCCCCACCAGCUAAAAUCAAACACCUCUGACUUUGCAAAGAGUGUGCCCCCUUUGUGUUUUGCAAAAACAUGAAUAAAAGAUGUUUGAUUUUCCUGCUAAAUCUAUAGUUCAAGACUUCCUUUAGUUAAAAUACAAUAUUUUACAAGCCAAAAUAUGUCUUAGAGUUCCCAAUAUCCUGUCCUAGAAAGGCAUCUGGUUCAUAUUGUUUAGGGUUCCCCCCCUCCCAUCUUGAGGGGGAAGGAAACUGGGUACUACAGGUCCAUAAAAAUAUCGGACACCCAGUACACAGCCAGGCUUAACAAAACCGUCAGCUUUUGUUUCUCCAACCAGCAGAGAGUUCAGGCUUUUUGUUACUGUUGUUUAGUUCUGCUAUUGUUUUCAAGGUGAUGUUUGUACUGAGUUGUUUGGAUAUACAGAUGCCCUACAAUUGCACAGAGCAGGGAAAACUAGUUGUAGGGAGUGGAAGCAAGAGAAAAAAAUUAAAUCUCUUUAUUAUGGUGCAUAAACCUUCAGUGUUGGGGAGCUGUGCAGCUGCGCAGGGAAAAAAUGCAUUCAAAAAUAUAAUGCUAGUGUGAAUAAUCCUUUCUAGAAUGCUGCUUGCAGACUGCUCCAGCUUUGUCAGGUGAACUUGAACUGGGCCAUCAGAUUUGCUCUCAUUCCCACUGCACACUGUCUAUCACCCCGGGGCAUUCACCGUCUUGCCUGUUGUUAAAAAAGAGCAAACAAUCCAUCAUUGAGCCCCGGAGUUACUUUCUCAUAGAAAAGUAAAAUCGGCAUGUGACAGUACACUCAGCUCCAAUGUUUCGCAGAUUAAAAUUAUACAUGAAAACUCACGUGUUACUGGGAAGAUUAAGUCAGUUAGCUUGUACCACAGCCAAUAAAGAUGAGGAUUGUCUGCAACAGUAAAAUGCAGGAUUUAACCUAGUGACAAAAGUUGUGUGCACACGAGUUAGUGCUUCUGGAAAAUACAGCUAUAGAAUUUGAAGGGAAAAAAGCUAGUAAGGUUUCAGGAAUUAAUAGGCUGCAAAAAUGUUACAUUAAAGCCUUUUUGCAGAACUCUAUCGGGUGUUUUUUUAAUUUUCUCAGAUUGGUUGAAGGAUCCUAAUAAAUUAUAAGCAACUAACACUGCCAUGCCUAGUAACUAUCAGCACUAAUAACACUUUUAAUAAUUAAACCUGACAGCAUUUUAAAUAGCUAAUUUACUUGUUAUAUUGUUUGUUUUACUUUUUGAUUUCAGUCCGGUAGACAGUGAAAUUAAACUGAUCAUUUUCACUCUCUUUAGUCAGUUUCACUUUUGGUUGUCAUGUAUUAAAACAAUGAAAUUGUUUUCUUUCACAGUCUAUCCAUCUCACAUAAUUAUAUGGCCCCCAUUAGAUUAGUAUCUGGGCACCUGACAGUCGUUAAUGUGUUUAUCCUCAAAAUACCCCUGUGAUGUGGGCAAGUAUAAUUAUCCCUGU